Trypanosoma conorhini is the source of this 1839-nucleotide messenger RNA. RefSeq lists its product as uncharacterized. Bases 1 to 1839 code for a protein of 612 amino acids. The transcript has a single exon. The record is from RefSeq and is a predicted model, not a curated record. Lineage: Eukaryota; Euglenozoa; Kinetoplastea; Trypanosomatida; Trypanosomatidae.
AUGGUGUUCGCAUGGAUUAUCGCCCUCGUUGGGCUUAUUCUUUCCUGGCUUUGGCAAUUGCGGCUGCGCUCAAAGUACGUUCACAGGCCCUACAGUGUACUGCGGAGGCCGGUUCAGGAUCUACAGUUCGACUUCGUUGUUGUUGGUGCUGGCCCAGGUGGUCUUGCCGCUGCUCAAUGUCUCAUUGAGCGUGAAAAAGACGGCUCGGUGCUUCUCAUUGAGCGCGGCGUUGAUCCGUCCCCCACGGGCCCCCUCGCUGCCCUCACAGGUGUCGCACACAUGGAGAAGCUGCUGUCCUAUGCCGUGGAGAUUGUGGGGUCAAAGCUGGACAGCGGAUGGUACGUGAGCUGCCCGCUGCAUCACGCGAUGGGCGAGGGCGAUGAGGACGUCUCCCCCGCCGCACCGUAUCCGAGAGGAUGUGCAGUGGGGGGUACUUCCGUCAUGGAUUGGGCCCUCUACUUUUCACCGCUUCCCGUAAAUAUUGGAUUGAGGCCUGUGGAAGAGGUUAUUGUUCCUCAUACUUUUUCGGUCAGGCGAAAUCCGUUGUCGUGGGCGUUUGCAGAGUCUUGUGGCGCGGUGUUGAAAAAGAAAUACCUUUCCACCCUCUCAGCACCGUCUGCACGCAACAGCGUCUUCCCGGGAUUACUGCGUCUUGACGAGGACGGGUGUCGCCUUCCGCUUUCACACUAUUUGUUGCAAAAGCAAUCCUCCAGAUUCUCUGUUUUGGCGGGCUGUGAGGUUACGGGCUUCUCGUUGGAUGACGCGGGCACCGCCACAAGUGUUCACUGCCGGCUGCCGGAUUCACGCACCUUUAAGGUGGCCGUUCGCAGAGGUGUCAUUUUGUCCGCCGGCGUCGUGGGGACAGCACGGAUUAUUAGGCAAGUUUUUCCGAAGCUACAGGAGCGCUUUACGGUUCGUGAUUCCAUCGCGUUGCCACUAAUUUUUCGCGCACGUCCUGGGCUCUCGGACGAUCGUCUUAAUCUCCGUUCCUUCAAGUCACACAUGACGUGGUGGAUAGCGCGGCGAGGACCUUUUCUUCACGCCGUGUGCGACACGCUGGCGGCUGUGGAUGUGCCUUCGCUUGGUCCCUGCGCGGAACUCGUCGUCUUCUUCUUGCCGAUUGGGGGUCGCGACCGCACAAUUUAUAGUCACUUGGGCCUGGAUCGCACACUUGGCGCCUUCGCAGAGGGAUUCAUGCUCUUGAUGGCUCUGCGCGGUGUGGAUGACGUCUGCUUUGACCUCUUACCGGACGCUGUAGGGGGCGCGACGCAGACAGGGAAGGCAUCCUCCCCUUGGUGUAGCAGAGUUAUUUCCGCCCCUGCUCCUGCCCUGCCCCCCGCACUGCUGACCAAGGUGACCGCGGCCUUCAUGGAUGGCAUGCAGCUCUGUCGAAGAAUUGUGUCUGAGCCGCCACUCGCGCGGUUCUCCACCGGGCGGGAGGCCGUCGACGCGACGCUAACAACGGACCCCACACGUGCCGUUCAAUAUGUGCGGCUGACGCGAACCCCACCGUCGAAGCUCACAAAACAACAACGCAGCUCGGCACCGGCGUUGGUAGCGUGGGCCGCGGAAUAUGCAAGGACGCCUGCGUACAUGGAGGCAUACAUUCGUCGACAUGCGCGCUGGUUGGGUUUCGGAAGUGGCUCCUGUGCGGCAUCACUCGCGCGUGUAGAUGAAAGUUUUCGCUUGUCGGGAACUCAAAAUGUGUUUAUUGGCGACUGCUCAGCAGUGACGGAGAUGUUGUGGAGGGCCGGCGGCUGUGACACACUACGGGCUGGUUCUGUCUCCACCGCCAUGGCUCUAGGCAAGGCAGCGGCAACUGAGUUGUUGUCGCGUUAG